AUGUCGUGUUUACGAUUAAGUAGCAGGAAGAACAUGAGUGACGAUGCUCAGAUAAUUAUGCUGCGGCAGGCGUUCAGCAUGUUCGACUCAGAGAAAGAGGGUAAAAUUGAAAAGGAGAAGGUCCGCACAAUAUUAAGCACAAUGAUACACAACUACGAUGACCUUGAGCUGGAUCACCUAUGCGACAGCGAAGACGCUGAAGGCUGCGGUAAAUUGAAUUUUGAGGCGUUCGUGAGGGUAGCCACGCAUUUUUUAGAUGAAGAUGAUGAAGCAUUACAGAAAGAACUCAAAGAAGCCUUCAGACUUUACGACAGAGAAGGUAAUGGCUAUAUUCCCACCUCAAGUCUCAAAGAGAUCCUGGCUGCAUUAGAUGAGCAGCUUACACCUGAUCAAGUAGAUGAAAUGAUCGCAGAAAUUGACACAGAUUCUUCGGGAACCGUUGACUUUGAUGAAUUCAUGGCGAUGAUGACUGGUGAUUAG
This is a messenger RNA of Arctia plantaginis, 480 nucleotides long. The record is from the annotation of a GenBank genome assembly. NCBI's taxonomy places the organism in Eukaryota, Metazoa, Arthropoda, Insecta, Lepidoptera, Erebidae.